Molecule: messenger RNA, 1259 nt
Organism: Rubroshorea leprosula
Lineage: Eukaryota; Viridiplantae; Streptophyta; Magnoliopsida; Malvales; Dipterocarpaceae
Source: the annotation of a GenBank genome assembly
AAGAGGGAGAACAGAGAGAACAAGGAAUCUGCAAAGGCAAACUAAAAAAAUUAAGAAAACACAAUUAGAGAGGAAGGAAAAAAAAGAAGGGAGAAAAAACCAUCAUUGUUUGUUUGAAUUUUUUUUUAUUAUUAACAACGGGAUUAAUAGGAUUUGGUAGUUGAAAGCACAAUUUGUUGUAGCAUCAUUGGUGAUUGAUUCCGGCUAUUUUUCAAGUGUUUGUAUUUUUUUAUGUUGAUGAGUUUCUGAUUAGAGCUUGGUGCAGCUUUUGGGGUAUGGAUUGGCGGGGAUUAUGAGAAAGUUUGCGGUGGAACCUGCCCAUAUGUGGUGGCCAGAUAGUCUAGUUCAAGUCUCCUUUUUUAGGUCCUGAAAAAGGCAUAAAUUUAAUCUCUAUUGCGGAUGCGAAACUUGGUGGAAGGAAGCACCUUGGCCAGGAAGUUAAAUAAAUAGAGAUGACUAACAUCCAGCUUGCAAAGAAAGUGAUCUUCUUGUGGUAAAACAGCCAAAUAACAUCCACAAUGCCGACUGCAUAAGCGGUACCCCCACCAAAAGCAGUCCCAGUUUGAGCGAAAACUGAAAUCAAGACAUGCUCUUUGACGCUAAAUGGGACAGGGUUUAGAGAAAACUCCCAUCUGCUAUUGCGGAUGCAAAACUUGGUGGAGGGAAGCACCUUGGCUAGGAAGUUACCGAUGGGAGAGUGACUAACUGGACAAACAUCAUCGAGACUAAGAAUGGUUCCGUACGGUAUCUCAAGAAGGAGUUGAGGAGCGAGAGUAAAAUGCAGGACAGCAUCCCCAAAAACCACACUCAAAACGUCAACACUGCGAGCUUCGGGUCAUCAGUGGUGGGUACGGUUUGCUGGACUUCUCUGAUACGAGACACAUUGUUUUCCUCUAUGAUUUCUUCCUCCUCACCAAUUUCCUCGGCUGCAUUGUUAGCAUUGAACUCUCUAUCAAUGAGUUCGAUUUGUUCCUCCUCCAACUCUAUAUCAAUGAGUUCAAUUUCUUCCUCUUCCUCCACAAUUUCCUGGCUGCAUCUAUAUCAACCUCCCUCAUGGAUUUCAUCAGCUGCAUUCUCAUCCAUUGGCACAAUUUCAGAGACGAACACACAGGACCUAUGGUAGAUCCAGAUCUGUUUCUUUAAAAAAUUCAUCGUGUUUGUUUUUAUUUUUUUAUGGGUGUUUGUUCUUUUUAGAUUUGAUGUUAAGAUUGUAUGUGUUUUGUUGAAAAAUAAAUGAAAAAUAAAAAAAAUUGUCCAGU